This is a messenger RNA of Nematocida major, 1248 nucleotides long. RefSeq names its product nucleolar protein 56. Lineage: Eukaryota; Fungi; Microsporidia. The transcript has a single exon. Gene Ontology annotation, cellular component: box C/D methylation guide snoRNP complex; small-subunit processome. The coding region runs from base 1 to 1248 and encodes 415 amino acids. The record is from RefSeq and is a predicted model, not a curated record. Gene Ontology annotation, molecular function: snoRNA binding.
AUGGUACAUAUUCUAUACGAGCACCCGGUGGGAUACUUACUGGUUGAAGCAAAAGAACUGGACACAGUCAGCACCAAAGCUACUCUUGCGAGUGUGAAAACACUUGGAGAUUUCAAGAAGGUGUUCCAAAUUUCGGGAACUCUUGUGCAUGCAGACCCGCAGGACGCGCUUGAGCAAAUUGAGGCGGCCUCCGAGGGAAAGAUCUCGCCAAAGCUGCAGGAGUUCCUGCACAUCAACGGAGUGUCUGUUUUGGCCGCAGACAAGGCGUACUCUCUUGCCAUAAAGGAUCUGGGCAUAAAGAUGUACAACGAAGAAAGCACGCACGAGCUGAUGCGCGCAGUAAGAAAGCACGCCGACGCUAUUUUCGGUGUGGACACGCAGAAAGUGGGAAAGUCACAGAUCAGCCUGGCACACGCUCUUUCCAGAAAGAAGGUCCAGUACGACGCUGCAAGAGAAGACCAUGCGGUGAUGCAGUGCAUUUCCAUGCUGGACGACACGUCUGUGGACAUAAACGACUACUUUAUGCGCAUCCGCGAGGUAUAUGCGUGGCACUUCCCAGAGCUGUCCGAGCUUUGCACGGGGCAGGCGGAGUAUCUGCAGGCUAUCCGCGUGAUCGGGGACAGGGAGACUGCGUCGCAGAACGAGGUUGCGCAGCUGAGCAACGGAGAGGAAAUUGCGAAGGCAAUGCACAAUACGAUCGGCGGAGAGAUCGGCCAGGAGGACCUGCAGGUGAUUGCAGAGCUGUCCUCUGUUGUUGAGGAAAAGAUGGCGCUUUACGCCCACGCGAUGGAGCACCUGGAGAAACGGCUGGAGACAGUGGCGCCGAACCUGACGGCUUUGGUCGGAAAGGUCGUGGCUGCACGGCUGAUACUCAAGGCAGGAGGGCUGAGCAAGCUGGCGCUGUGCCCGGCCUCUACAAUCCAGGUCCUGGGCGCAGAGAAGGCACUUUUCCGGGCCAUGAAGAGCAAGGCGCAGACGCCAAAGUACGGGCUAAUCUUCCACUCCUCGUUUGUGGGCGCAGCAGUGCCUCGCAUGCGCGGGCGAGUGAGCAGAUACCUCAGCGCGAAGUGUGCGAUCGCCAGCCGAAUUGACUGCUACGCAGAAGACGUGACAGACGCAUACGGGCUGGCCAUGCGAACAAUGGUGGAGGAGCGAGCAAAGGGCAGAAGCACUCACCACAUGCCUACAGACGCAGUUCUGCAGAAAGUGGCUGAGGACAUUGCAGCCCAGAAGGGAGCAGCACUAUGA